Peniophora sp. CBMAI 1063 is the source of this 2151-nucleotide messenger RNA. NCBI's taxonomy places the organism in Eukaryota, Fungi, Basidiomycota, Agaricomycetes, Russulales, Peniophoraceae. The record is from the annotation of a GenBank genome assembly.
AUGGGUGCAGUUGGCGCGUCUUGGGCCUUCGAUCAUGCUUACCCGCGUCGCGCUGUCGGCGCCUUGCACGCUUGGCUUGGUUCAACUUCGCCUGAAUGCGAGCACAGCGUUGCUGUUUACCCAUCUUCCCUGCUCGCCUCUCUCCAUCAUCUCCGGACGGACGCCACACCGCUCACAUCUUGGCGAUUUCGUCCUGCUAUUCCCAUGUUUCCCAUCACUUGCAACGCGAUCGGCGAUAUCAUAGCCGUGGUUCAGCUCAUCUACGACAUCGUCAAAGCGCUCGAUGACACGCGCGGAGCCGUUAAGGAGUACAAGCAGUUCAUCCACGUCUUGACGGCCCUCGGAACAGUGAUGCACGCUGUUCAUGAUCUCGUCAAGGACUCCCACGACGAUAUCCUGCGACGGAACGUUCUGCAAGAGAUACAGCGCUGCUGCGAAGACAUCAACCAAGCCCAAAGCAGUAUCGCUGGCUUCCAGAAGCUCGAGAAAGCAUCCACGGACCGCGCGUCGUCCCGAGCGAGUGCGGCGAGCACUAUGUUCACCAAACUGCAGUGGCAUCUAUUGAAGGCAUCCGACGCGGAGAAGUUUGCGAGGCGGUUUAGCGAGAGUCACAUCAGGUUGAAUGGGUUCAUUGGGCUACUCAGCCACAAUGCGAUGUCUCCGCUCUUUGAGAAUCAACGUCUUCACGCUCUCUUCAUCGCUCAAGAGCAGAAUCGCACGAUUCUGCGGAUAAGCGAGGACAUCAAGGUCGCGACUUAUAACGCCAUACAAGAAGCAUCGCUGCCGUCGCGCCAGCAAGUCGCAGAACAGGUCCUUGCUUCAAUACCUGCAAAACGUAAGCAUGUCUCUUGGGCCAAGCAGGUCGCAUAUAAGAUCUUCGACACCUGCGCUCCGGACUCCACCGAGGCCCAGCGCGACCAGUUCCUGUCCCGCUUAGAGCCUGUGGCGAUGGCAGGUGCUGCAUAUGCUAUACACACCACUCUGUCUCCCCAGUGGCAAGCGACUGCCCUUUGGGCUGCUGUAUCUGGACUCGCCUUUCAAGUCCUAUGGAUGAAGUCAUAUUCGCCGGACAAUGCUCCUGGUACUCCAAGCGAUGUGGUCACAUUGACCGACGUUAGUGACGAGACUAUAUACGUCCCGUUUCAGAUCUGCGAAACCCUCGAGGUCUUCCACGGCUUUUUGGAGCAUCUGUUUGUGUCCACCGGCAGACUGGGCUACGAUUUUGUGCAGAAGAGGAUGUAUGAACUAUACCAUACCGGAUCCUCCGAGGUCGUAACCUCCGCGACCUGGUCAAGCCGCGUUCGACGGGGUGCUUGCCUUGUCAUGGGUGUAGUAAUCAUGACUGGCUGCCGCUAUCAUGAUUCACCAGAGGUCGAAUGCCCUUACUGCAGCCAUGAGAUGCCGAGUACUAUCACCGAGGUUACCCGGGCAGUCGUAUGUACACGUUGUUCUCGGACAUUCUGGACGACCGACGUCUUUGCAUCAUACCUCAGUUACAUCUCAUCUCUCCUAACAUGGAGCGAUGAGCACAGACGCAUCUCGUUGACCCCGCAAUCCUAUUCCCACUUUUCAUGGCAAAGAAGGCAGAUAGCGGCAUAUUAUGAAGACCCUUAUGUACGGUCAUAUCAUACUGCCUCGCAGAUAGCUCGUGUGCGGAUCGUCAAAGUACACACAGAUUUUCACUCCGAGAAUGCUGUACCGGUGGAUAUCGGAGGAGAAAGCAAUGCCAUUAUAGACGGAGCCCGCGCCAAUCAGAUCACCAAGGUUGGGCUCGAUUGGAUGUAUAUCUGGCUGGUUGCGAAGGUUAUGAGAAAGGCACGCAGGGUGGUGGCUUGUGAGGGCUAUGCUCCCACUAUCGCCAUCAGGGUAUUGCGCCAGAUCCAAGAAAUGUUUCGCUUGGUCCGCCUGCAGUAUGUCAAGUAUCCGGGUGAGGAUAUACUUCACAGACCUUUGCCAGCAGAGGAACACGGCAUUCCUGACCUGAUAUCAGCAGUGGACGACUUGAUCAAUGAGCCAUCAAUAGCCCGAGCAAAGCAAUUGGACAUCAUGUCUGGCGAUGGGCGCGUCGAGUGGGUACCAUUCGAGAUAUCGGAGAAGUGCCAGGAGAUUAAGGAGGAUGUGGGGGUAUUCCUCAAAUUUCUGAGUAUAUGA